This is a messenger RNA of Chaetomium strumarium, 1626 nucleotides long. RefSeq lists its product as uncharacterized. The coding region runs from base 148 to 1185 and encodes 345 amino acids. The record is from RefSeq and is a predicted model, not a curated record. NCBI's taxonomy places the organism in Eukaryota, Fungi, Ascomycota, Sordariomycetes, Sordariales, Chaetomiaceae. Gene Ontology annotation, cellular component: mitochondrion. Gene Ontology annotation, molecular function: oxidoreductase activity. The transcript is spliced from 2 exons.
AUCUCAUGCUACGCAAGAUGGUCAUCAAGCUGUUCUUCCCGUCUCAUAUAGGUACGGUACUCAUCCCUCGACGACUCAGCCCAUCCUGGUAAGAACACAAGACAGGAGAAUGAGAUAAGAACCAGAGACGUAACAAAACCAACAAACAUGUCCGCCCCACCGCUACCCAAGACGAUGAAAGCCUGGCAAUACUCGGCGACGACAGGCGGCAUCGAAAAGAACCUUGUUCUCAACGAGGCAGCACCCAUUCCCACUAUAUCCUCCCGACUCGGGGACUCGGAGCUCCUGAUUAAAGUCCUCUCGGCGAGCCUCAACCCAGUCGACUACAAGGUGCCCGAGCUGGGUCUGGUCGCCCGCGCUGUGAUUCGCACACCGGCGACGCCCGGCGUAGACUUCUGCGGACGGGUAGCGCAGACUACCAGGACAGUGGACGACUUUGCCAUUGGAGACUUGGUCUUUGGGCGCAUCGACGGGCAGCAGCAUGGGACCAUGGCGGAGUACAUCGUUGCGCCGACUAAGGCUUGCGCCCAGGUGCCAGACGGAGUGAGCGUUGACGAGGCUGCGGCGGUCGGUGUUGCGGGCAUGACGGCUUAUCAUGCCAUUGCCCCCAAUGUCAAGCCUGGAGACAAGGUCUUCCUCAACGGUGGCUCCGGAGGCACCGGCACCUUUGGCAUACAGAUCGCCAAAACGCUCGGCUGCCACGUCACCGUGACAUGCUCUCCCGGCAAAGCGGACCUCUGCCGCUCUCUGGGCGCCGACGAGAUCAUCAACUACACCUCGGCCGACGUCUCCCAGACUCUCAAGGCCGCCAAGGGCCAGGUGUUUUCUUUGGUUGUCGACAACGUGGGCGCGCCCGGGGACCUCUACAAAGCUGCUAACGACUUCCUUCUGCCAGAAGGUAAGUUCGUGCAGGUUGGUGCGCCUGUCAGCUUGCAGGCUGCCAAGACGGUGGCCUCGAGGCUUCUGCUCCCCUCCUUCUUGGGAGGGGGCAAGCGUAAGUAUGAGAUGUACAACCUCAAGCAUGGCUCGGAGGACCUGAAGCAGCUGGGGCAGUGGAUCGCUGAGAAGAAGAUCAAGGUGGUCGUUGAGCAGACGUAUGAGCUGGGGGAGCUGCCUAGGGCGUUUGAGAGGCUGAAACAAGGGAGGAACGCGGGGAAGUUGGUUGUUCAUGUUGGAAAAGACUGAGGAUGGAGUGGUCGUCGUCAGUGGGUGGAACAGUGAUAUGACCCUGGGUACAGUAUAUGUCCCAUCCCGUCACUACAAACCAUGGUCGUCAGUCACUUGCAAACUCAUAAGGGACAUGGGAGUGAAGCAGAUUGGACAGUGAGGGACAACGCAGCUCUUACGUUGGACGGAGAGUUGGUUCUAGAAGGGUUACCCUACAGUUGCUGUGUUAGUACUAGUUUGUUCUUUCUUGUGUCUGCUUGCGGUAGGCAAUCAUGUUUUGUGCUGUCAAAUCCACACAUCACCGAUGUAAUUGAGGAGUAUACUGGUAUAGUCUUUAGAUACCAAGAGCCUCAUACUCUUAAAUCUUUCUCUGGGCCGUGGUUCUGGAGUGGGGGGUGCACUGGACUGUAUAUAUGACAGACUACUAGCAUCACUACGAUAUCGAGUACCUAUUCGUCA